AUGAUAACUUUAUAAAUAGGUAAUAUUACAAAUGGUUGUGAUUUCGUAAAGAAACAAUAUAAGAAGUAGGUAUAUGGGAUAACAACUCCUUUAUUUACAGAUAAGAAUGGAUAGAAAUUUUGGAAGAGAGAAGGGAAUGCAUUAUUUUUGGAUGUGAAUUAUAAACAUAAUAUGAAAUAAUUUUGA
Messenger RNA from Paramecium primaurelia, 186 nucleotides. The record is from the annotation of a GenBank genome assembly. NCBI's taxonomy places the organism in Eukaryota, Ciliophora, Oligohymenophorea, Peniculida, Parameciidae.